AUGUUUCUCGAAGCGGGAAGUCACGAUUGCUUCGCUCUAGACCGGUUCGGGCAUGUCCCCCAUUCCGAUGUAAAUUCAUGGCUUUCACUGAGGCAAAAACAGAUGGACGAACUUCGCACAUGUCACCGAGAGCAGUUCUUGUCGCUGAGAUCGAAAAUAAGGAGCCUUGAGAUAGAAGCGGGGAUCGCUUCAGAUGCCAACCCAUUCCUGCGGGAGAGGCAGCAAAUGCUCCUCACCAGUAAAAAAUACGGAGAAGCUUACGAGCAGUUGAAGGUAAUUACUGACAUCGUUUUGUCGAAUUUCGAACUUCUAUCGAAUGAUUUUUUUGGAAAAAACGCGUUACUAGUUCAUCGCAAGACACAGAGAAGCUCCACUGAAAGGAGCAUCAAGCGAUUACUAGAACAGCACAUACAACAGGAAGAACACUUUCAUAAGCUGUUUGAAUCUGAGCUAAACUCUCUGGAGCUGAAGAAGACUCGCGCACCCCAAAGUCAACUGAGUCACAAGCACGGAUCCGAAAAACAUGUUGACGCAAAAGAACCCCUCCCGAAAUCCAUUUUUGAGGACGUCCCAAACGAUCAAGAAGUUGGCGGUGGUGAGUUCAGAGGAGCACAUUAUUCAGAGGAGCACGGAAAUGGAACAACAGCACCAAAUUUGAGAGAAGAACCCUCAAUAAACGCUCAUAUGGACCAGAGACUGACUGUCAACAGAGCUGGAUACGCUCUGUUUGACGGCAAAACGAGACCUGCUUUUUCUCCUUCAUUGCCCGUUGAUUGUAAGCCGACAAGCGGGCCACAAUUAAUGGCGUCUGCACCAAAUUGUCGAGGAGGGCCAUCUGCGUUUCGAUACAAACUUCACGAUUUGGCUGAUAAACUGUAUCGCACAGAGAGCAGUUUGUCACCGCGGCGAGUUCUUCGUAAAUGUUCACGUGUCGAUGAUGAAUUUGGGCAAGCGCAUGAUGAUUCUGAUGACUUUUCGGCACGCGCAGUAAAUGACCCAAAUAAAUCCGAGAGCUCGUUAUACAUUUCGAAUGGCCUACGGAAAAUUCCGGGAUGUUGGCAAAUUCCAUGUGUGUAUCCCCAGUCAACUUCUGAACCCAGAUGCUCAGACGGAGACCAUGGCUCAACAAGUGUCGGGAGACUUGAAAACGCAGCUGAGGCUCUCCUCUCCGCCGCAAGCGCGCUGUUGGGAAGUCGAGUGACCGGGACAAAUAUCAGCACAGCUGUGAAUGAGUCCAUUCAAGGGAAGCCUAAAUUUGGUCGUGCUUCUUUGGAAGAUGAUACCUUUGAAAUCGAUCCUGUGAGUAAAACCAACCCAGAUUCCCGAUUCCAGACGAGACGUUCACAUCCUCUAGUGAGUGAAAUUGAUCCCGGUGUCCAUAACGCUUGCGCAAAAACCUUAGGCUUCAAAGUGUCAAAAUCUUCGCCGGACAUAUUUUCCGAGGACAUCUCCGGUGAUGACGUGCUAGCACUGCCAACCUCCUGUCCGGUCAGUACAUGCACAGUUCCCCGACUCGAGAUGAAGAAAUUGUCAUUCGUUGCGGAAAGCCCGGAUCUUGCUACUGGCAGUGCAGAUCAUGUUCUCUUAGACAAGAACGACAGAGGAUUGGAACAUUUGAAUCGCACGCAACGUUCCUUACCAAGAUCGACGCAGAUUACAGAGAGAAGAUCUGCUAAGGAAACGAAAUAUGUUUUUGGUGGCGAUUCCCCUACCCCUGCGGGUCCGAAUGGUAGGGCACCUGCCGCUCGGCUAUUAAUCGAUAGGGCACGGCCCUCCGCCGAGAAUACAGAACAUCGGAAAUGUCAGACAGAUCCCUGGGGACAGAGCAAGGGAUCCCAUAUCCCCGAAAACCAAAAAAGUCAAGAUGCGGCAUCAAAUGAAGCAGAUUUGCAACCGGAUUCACCACAGGCACGCAUACCCUGCUUGCUCGACUUCAGAACUAGCUAUUUACCUCAUCUUUACUUGUCAAUGAUUCAUUCCAAUACUGACAAGUAUCUUUUUAUUUAUACUUCAAGCAGAUUCAAACGGUCAACGAUCCAAGCUAUUCAGGACCGACCAGAAUCCGCACAACUGAGCAUCCCCUGCUCGCGGCAUCUAAUGCAGAUCGUCGGUUCACCACAGAAGAUUUUCGCAACCUUUUUUCAUAUGCUCGACAUGGGAAGUACAAGCAGGUCAGUCGUCGAGUUACUGAAAGGUGGCUGCCCAGCAGAGGGGCGAGACCAGUUCGGGAAUACACCUCUCAUCAUCGCUUGUCAGAAUGGCAAUGCACGCAUCGUCAAAGCUCUGAUUCGGCAUGGAGCCCUCAUCAAUUCACAAAACAAGCAGGGAUGUACAGGGCUUCACUACUGCAUUGCUUACGGCUUCAAUGCAUUGAGUGAUUAUUUGAUAUCGAAGGGCGCAAACGACAAAAUAUUGAACAAGCUAGGCUUGAGCCCAUAUGAGGGCAUCAAAUAAUUGAGGGUCGUAGAGGCAGAACGACGGGGGGUCGCCGACACCGUUUUUCCCUUGUUGCCUGAUAUUCUUUUUAAUGGAUGCAUCACGGUUUCGACAUCCAUUUCUCACGAACCCUCAUUUUCCAUCUCUCUCUAUACUCCUACAUUUUCGCUGCCAUCUAUUGUACUCUGAUUCUGCCUGAACAAGCUGCUGACGCAGAAUCCCUCGUGUGUUGCGCCAUACUUUUACUUUCUCUUCUGCGGUGAUUAACUCGAUUGUGUUCGUGAGCUUUUUUAUUUCUUUAUGCCGAGCAUCUGCUGUGAAGGCAGCAAGUGGAUCGAAUUUGGUUCUUGAUUGCAGCUCGCCGACACUGCUUUGGAGGUCUGCGAUUUUUGAGCGCAAAGUUUCCAGUUCCUCAACAAUCAUUUCAUCCGAGGUCAAAAAUUGCACGUGCCGGAACAACAUCCGGGCAAGAUCCUCAUUAAGAUCUGACAGUGAUAGUGACCCGACAGACUCGAUGAAAAUUGCGUGUUCUGUGGGGUUGAAUUCACUUUCCAUUGCAUGCUCGGGAUUCAUACUGGCACUUGUCCCUAGUUCUGUCAUCUCCUUUAAGACAAGUCCUUCUCGAUUGCGCUGUAUUUCAUCUGCCUUUUCCACACGGCGACUCAAUUUAUCCAUUUGCUUUGGAUACCUGACCAUACCCGAGCUGUGCGAACUUUC
Micromonas commoda is the source of this 3153-nucleotide messenger RNA. RefSeq lists its product with no specific name. The transcript has 3 exons. Lineage: Eukaryota; Viridiplantae; Chlorophyta; Mamiellophyceae; Mamiellales; Mamiellaceae. Gene Ontology annotation, molecular function: protein binding. The record is from RefSeq and is a predicted model, not a curated record. Bases 1 to 2454 code for a protein of 817 amino acids.